GAAAUUACAGGCGCAUUCUGUAGUAGGAGGGAGACUGGUGUMGAAUCGUUGCGUGGUUACCAAGGGGUGCCAGCCGAAAUCAUGUCUGCAAGUAGAAAAGAAGAAGACUUUGAAAUCACGAAGGAGGAGCUUGACAAGUUUCAGAAAGCUAUGGAAAAUGAAGAGUUUCGCAAGCUGCUUCUUGAAUAUGCUCAAGAAAUAUCAGAUCCYGAAAACAAGAAAAAAUAUGAAGAAGAAAUUUYACAGAUGGAGAAGGAAAGAGGGAUGGACAUUAAAUUUGUCAACCCAGAGGGUGGGUUUGUGGUCAAAACUACCAGAGUCAAAGAUGGUCUCAAGGCUUUUGUAAAUAUCUGCUACAAUGAACAUGUACAAAAAGCUUCCUCUCAAUAUACAGAAAAGGAAGAGAAUGGUAUAAGGAAAAAAGGUGAGCAAUGGAGUAUACCUUUCAGCCUGUCACAACCAAGAGAUGAUUUUGAUAAUGCUGGUAAAAAAUGUGUGGUGUUUGAUGUAGUGUUCAACCCAGAAACUUACCAAAAAGGCCAACAGGAGCCACGUUUUAAAGAAACAAUGAUAAACACAGCACUGGAUGGAAUUCAAAAACAACUUAAUGUCAAAUUGAAUAAUAAAAAUUUAAAGUUUCCCAAGUUAAAAUUYAAAGGUGUAAAGCAGGCAACAGUAAUCAGAACCAAAAGUAAAGAUGAGCAAACACAAAAGGUUGCWGACAACAAUGUCAACAUUGRAGGACAAUCAUUCCCUUAUCCCUACCCUAGUGAACCCCUUCAUGAUAAUAAAAAACAUAAAGCAAAAACCAAUACUAUAAUAGAGAAUGAUAGUAAUCAAAGCAAGGAAGAACAGCAACCUGAGACAAAAAAUGAACCAGUCUACAGCAUUGUACAUCGUGGAGUCAUUGAUUUCCAGAAUUUUACCAAUGCCAGAGAUUCCUGUACCAGUACCAGACCAAAGGAACUUGUUGUUACUAUUCAACUUCCAAAAUUGAAAUCUACAGGAACUGUUGAGCUUGAUAUAAGUGAGAAGCAGCUCAUCUUACACAAUGAUGAACCCAUUUACCAUCUAGAUUUAGCUUUACCCUACACUGUUGAUGAGGCUAAUGGUCAUGCCAAGUUUGACAAAAGUAGACGAGAACUUGUUGUAACCUUACCAGUCCUUGCAAUUCUUCCUCAUGAUUAUCCUACAAUCACUAAUGAAACAACAAACAAAGUACCAGAUUACCAGGAUAACAACAAAACUGAUAUCAUAGACAAUGCAAACUAUGAUAUAMAAACAACAGAUAUCACUAACAAUGAUGAUAAAUCUAGUGACUUUAAUUCUAUGGGCAAAGAAGUAGAGUCCAAUGAAUUUAUCAACGGAGGUGUAGACAUUGAAAUAAAUAAGACACAGAAUGMUGGAGAGACCUUAGAUUCAACAAGUGUCGAAGGGUUUGUACUCAUGGAUGAUAUUAUACAAGUAGAUCAAACUGAUGAAGGAUUGAUGUACACAACAACAGAACUAAACUCCCAGGAUUUGCAGUUGGAAAUAACUUCAGAUCUUUCAGAUAUGUCCUCUCCUUUCUUCUUCAAGUCACCACCAUACACKUACCACCAAGACAUGGAUACGGUGACAUUGGUUGUUCAUGUUCCUGGGGUUGCUAUGGAGAAUGUCUCCCUUGGGUUUAAUGAGAAUAAGUGUUACAUCAAUUUUCCAUCUGAGAAGGCAACAACUAAUCAYCUACCAGCUCCAGACUACGCCUUGUACAUCACAUUUCCUGAAGGACAUGAUCUUGCUGCAGAUAACUGUCACAUUGAUGUAACUGAGGACAACCUCGUACUCACCUUGGCAAAGGAUGAUGCUUGCAAAGGAUUGUGGGAUGGAUUUAAAGCGGGACCUGGAGAGGAGGAACUGGAGGAUAAGUUUUUUAUCACCGAUAAUAAUGUUGAAUUAAUGAUGGAAGAAAUAGCCGAGCAAGACCCAUGGGCCCAACAAACAUGCUACUCAUCAGAUGUCAAAGUCCUUUCAGUAGCAGAUGAUCAGUUGACUGUUCAACUUCGCGAAAAUCGUUCAGACGCCGAUGACCAGGAUACUCCCAUAAACGGCCACGUGCACCAACAACACAAAGGUCAACACAAAGACAUAUCCAAUAAAAACUCCAUGGAAUCCGUAAAGCUCGAGAAUCUGGAUUUGAAAGAAGGAAUUUUGUCCAACAAGAUGCAGGAAUUAAAAUUACAGAAAUUAACGAGUCCUGAUGAAGGAAUAGUACACGAUAUGUACAGCCAUGAGAGACGUGAAAAAUACUCGUAUGGAUUAACAGAACGUAUUGCUGCCUCGACGGACCCUAAAUUAGUCCAAGAUCACGGUCAUAAAACAAAUACCGACGAAAGACGAAAAAAUCGGUCAGAUAGUACUGACUCAAUAUCUUCCGACCGGUCAGAUUCAUGCGACGGACGGCGGAAGAGCCGGUCCGAUAGUUUGGACUCAGUAUCAUCCGAUCGGUCGGAUUUGACAUCGUCCAAUACUAUUCCUGCCAGAAAGUCGUGCAUGCGCCGUAGUUCCAGCACCUCAACUGAUGAUGACACUGAUUAUGAAAUAAACAACGCAAUGUCUCCUAGCAACGGGUCGUGGGGAUCUCCAGGGAAACGUAAUGUUCGUUUCAACCUUAACCCAAGUGUUCGCGUGUUUAGUAAUAAAAAAGAUAAGCAAAGAUGGAAAAUGGAGCAACGACUGAAAAAYCAAAAGAUCUCUAUGCGCGACAAUGGUGAAGACAAAAUUGAGAAAGAAGCAACCAUUCAUGAAGAAGGAAGCGCCUGGCAAGACGAAGUGGAGCCGAACAUUACAACACGUCAAGACAGUGAAAGCAGUGUGGAUGAUGAAUGGACAAUGGUAGAUAAACCUUCAGACAGUAGCUUGUCAAAUAAUUUAAUUUUUGAGCUUGAUGAGUAGUAAUGACAAUUAUCAAAGUCAUGACUUUGUAAAAAAGCUAAUAUAAUUAAUAGAUGUAAUAUAGGAAGUUUUUCCUUGUGAUGACACAUUAAAUCUUUCGGCUGAAAA
Exaiptasia diaphana is the source of this 3042-nucleotide messenger RNA. Its product is annotated as protein kintoun. The record is from RefSeq and is a predicted model, not a curated record. The transcript is spliced from 17 exons. Lineage: Eukaryota; Metazoa; Cnidaria; Anthozoa; Actiniaria; Aiptasiidae. Gene Ontology annotation, cellular component: cytoplasm. Gene Ontology annotation, biological process: axonemal dynein complex assembly. Bases 82 to 2934 code for a protein of 950 amino acids.